AUGGCACAUUGGAUAACUCAUAGAGGAGAGAAAUCUUACCUACGUAACAAAUGUGGGAAAUUUUUCUGCCAUAAGUCAACGCUCACUAUACAUCACAGAACUCACACUAGAGAGAAAAGCAGUAGACCAUAUGAAUGUAGCCAGUAUGGGAGAAGCUACUGCCGGAAGUCGGCCCUCACUCGCCAUCAGAGGACACACACAGGAGAUAAACCCUACGAGUGUAAUGAAUGUGAGAAAACCUUCCACCAGAAGUUCUCCUUUGUUCAACACCGGCGAACUCACACUGGGUAG
Molecule: messenger RNA, 291 nt
Organism: Lipotes vexillifer (Yangtze River dolphin)
Lineage: Eukaryota; Metazoa; Chordata; Mammalia; Artiodactyla; Lipotidae
Gene: ZNF334
Product: zinc finger protein 334
Exons: 2
Coding region: 1-291 (96 amino acids)
Source: RefSeq, a predicted model, not a curated record